GGAAAAAUUGAUAAUUACCGAUGGCCGUGGUGAGUCCUAUGCCUGCAAGUCCACAAGAAAUCAAUCGUGUAAGGUACCCUACUAUUGAAAUUACAGAUAUAAUGGGAAGUGUGGGUGAAAUUGUGGCGGAAUCACCAUUGCCGGCAAGAGUGAUCGAAGAUAAAAUGUAUGUUACGGUUGGGAAAGAUGUGAAAGAUAGUGAAUUGACUCUUAAAUGGGCAUUACACAACUCAGGAGGAAAGAAAAUCUGCAUCCUUCAUGUUCACCAACCAGCUCAGAAGAUACCCAUCAUGGGCACAAAAUUUGCAAUAACUCAGCUGGAAGAACAGGAAGUCAGGGCCUACCAUGAACUUGAGAGGCAAAAUAUGCAUAAGCUUCUGGACAAGUAUAGUUUGAUUUGUGGCCAAGCAGGGGUGCGUGCAGAGAAACUGCACAUUGAACUAGAUUCUAUUGAGAAAGGCAUUGUGGGACUCAUAUCUCAGCAUGGUAUCAGGAAGCUUGUCAUGGGAGCAGCAUUAGACAGACUCUAUUCAAGAAAAAUGACAGAGCCUAAGUCCAAAAAAGCCAUCUACGUGCGCCUACAAGCUCCUGUUUUCUGUCACAUUUGGUUUAUCUGCAAAGGCCACCUCAUUUACACGAGGGAAGGUAAAUCAGAUGGAGUCAAUGUAGAGGGUGCAGGUCUUUCACUUGCAGCAACUCCAUCCAUUUCCUUAAGAUCAUUCUCUGUAUCAGAAGGGCAGAAUGAUCAAUUAAGGCUCAAUGGUUCAGCUCCAGACUAUCGUAGAGUAAUGUCUGAUAAUCACGGAAUGAACCUUCCUGCAUUCUCUGCUUCAUAUUUUACUGAAGGGUUAAGACCUCGCAGCAGGUUAACUGCAGAAGGGAACUUCGAAGAAUGGGAUGGGUUAUCAAGGAGAAGUCCUUCAGUGGGUUCACGUUUUUCAACUAGUUCUUCUAGUGAAGUGGUUUAUGAUUCAGCUUCUAUCUCAUAUGCAAGGACUGAGGGAAGUGAAACUGGGUUAGAGUUACAUGGACAUCCUGACGAGGAUCAUCAUCAUUUGUCUCCUCCCAGUGUACAGCCUAUGGUUCAUGAACUUUGGCAUCAAGGCACUAUGCACAACGAACUCUCCCAUCGGCUAGAAAAGUUUGUGGUGGAGGCAGAAAAUUCCCAGCGAGAGGCAUAUGAAGAGUCAAUCAGGCGCAGGAAAUCUGAAAAAGAUGCCAUUGAGGCCGUACAUAGGGCUAAAGUGUCCGAAACUCUGUAUACUAAGGAACUGAGACGCCGGAAAGAAAUUGAGGAAGCACUAGCAAGAGGUAAGGAAGAAAAUGAAACGAUGAAGCAUCAGCUAGAUGCAGUCAGGGAAGAACUCCAGGGAGCCUUGGAACAAAAAGAAUCUCUGGAGAUCCAAAUUGCAAAUUCUGAUCGGAUGGUGCAGGAGUUGGAAGAGAAAAUAUUUUCUGCCGUCGAACUGUUGCGGAAGUACAAGAAUGAACAAGAUGAGUUGAAGUUGGAGCGUGACGACGCACUGAGAGAAGCUGAGGAGCUAAGGAAAAAGCAAGCGGAGGCAUCCUCCAGUACACAUAUGCCUCAUUUCUUUUCAGAUUUCUCUUUCUCGGAAAUUGAAGAAGCAACUCGCAAUUUUGAUCCAUCUUUGAAGAUUGGUGAGGGAGGCUAUGGAAGUAUUUACAAAGGUCUGCUUCGCCAAACUCAAGUGGCGAUAAAGAUGUUGCACUCCUAUAGUCAGCAAGGUCCAUCAGAGUUUCAACAGGAGGUCAAUAUUUUGAGUAGGUUGAGGCAUCCAAACCUUGUCACUCUCAUAGGAGCCUGUCCAGAAGCUUGGAUACUCGUUUAUGAGUAUCUUCACAAUGGAAGCCUUGAAGAUCGACUCAGCUGCAAGGACAAUACCCCUCCGUUGUCCUGGCAAACUCGAAUCCGUAUUGCUGCAGAGCUGUGUUCUGUUCUCAUUUUCUUGCAUUCUUGCAGCCCUCACAGCAUAGUACAUGGGGAUCUGAAGCCUGGUAAUAUUCUCCUUGAUGCCAACUAUGUGAGCAAACUCAGCGACUUUGGCAUCUGUCGCGUAAUCUCUAAAGACGACGUUUCAAGCGACAACACUACACUUUGUUGUAGAACGGAUCCAAAAGGCACCUUAGCAUACAUGGACCCGGAAUUCCUUGACACAGGAGAGCUUACUACAAAGUCAGAUGUCUAUUCAUUUGGGAUUAUAUUAUUACGGUUGUUGACUGGAAGAUCGGCCUUCGGAAUAACAAAAGAAGUGCAAUAUGCAUUAAAUAAAGGAAAUUUGAAAGACCUGCUGGAUCCUACAGCUGGAGAUUGGCCUUUUGUGCAAGCCAAACAGUUGGCUCACUUAGCUAUGAGUUGUUGUGAAAAGAACCGUAGGGACCGUCCUGAUCUUUCCUCAGUGUGGAGGGUGCUUGAAUCAAUGAGAGUUUCAUGUGGAGCCUCCUCAUUUCGGUUGGGAUCUGAAGAUGGUUCCCAGGUUCCGGCAUAUUUUAUUUGCCCCAUCUUUCAGGAAAUCAUGCAAGAUCCAGUAGUUGCUGCAGAUGGUUUCACUUAUGAAGCAGAGGCUUUGAGAGGAUGGCUGGAUAGUGGCCAUGAUACUUCUCCCAUGACCAACCUCCAGCUUGCACACUGCAAUCUUGUGCCCAACCACGCUCUUCGUUCCGCCAUUCAGGAGUGGCACCAACAGUCAUGAUCCACUUUCUCCGAUUAUUUCAGUUGUUUUACAAGUUAUACACAAGAGAUGAUGCAAUGUUUCCUUUGCGUUUUUGUUUCUGUAAUCGAUCUUUGAAUUCCAUAAGCACUCUAUUCUCACCCCUUGUAUAGUUGACACUAUCAAUCUACUUGCUUUACAACAAAUUGUUCUACACGAAGUUAUGCAGGGACAUCCGAAUGAGCAGCUACUAUGCAUAUAUUAAG
Messenger RNA from Ilex paraguariensis (yerba mate), 2935 nucleotides. NCBI's taxonomy places the organism in Eukaryota, Viridiplantae, Streptophyta, Magnoliopsida, Aquifoliales, Aquifoliaceae. The record is from the annotation of a GenBank genome assembly.